AUGUCGACUGCAGUCUUGUCAUUCAUUCGAGGAGUCGACUUCUCUCGAAACGAUUUCUCUGGUGAUCGUUUUCCACACGCAGUCGAGCAAAUGACACAAAUGACAUGGCUGAAGCUGAACAGAACCAAUCUUGAGCGGGUGCCAGAUGAGCUCUCACGGUGUGCAAAUCUCGAACAUCUCCAGAUGUCGAGAAAUUUGUUGUCCAGUGUUCACGGCGAACUGUCGGAUCUUCCACGGUUGAGAUCCGUCAUCGUUCGACAUAAUCAGGUGAAAACAGCAGGAAUUCCAACUGACAUCUUUCGAAUGAAGGAUCUUACCAUCAUAGAUUUCUCUCAUAAUCAGUUGCGCGAAGUCCCACCGAAUCUCGAAUAUGCCAAAGGCGCCAUCGUUCUGAAUCUGAGUCACAAUAACAUCGAAAACAUCCCAAAUCAGGUGUUUUCAAAUCUGAUCGAUUUAUUGUUUCUGGAUCUAUCUAACAACAAGCUAGAUAUGCUACCACCACAAAUUCGAAGGCUUACAAUGGUUCAAGAUCUGAAGCUCUCGAACAACCCACUGCAUCAUUUUCAGUUGAAACAGCUUCCAAGCAUGACUGCACUACGUGUUCUGCAUAUGCGAAAUACUAACAGAACUCUCGACAACAUUCCUCCAUCUCUGGACGAUUUGGAGAAUCUCCAGGAUAUUGACUUUGCUGAAAAUAAUCUUCCAGCGAUACCUGAGGCUUUGUUUAAGCUGAAGAACCUGAGAAAAUUGGAUAUUAGCGGAAAUAAGAUUGAAAAGAUUUCAAUCCCGGAAGGCAGUUGGGAGAUGUUGGAAACGUUGAACAUCAGUGAAAAUGGUAUGAGUGUCCUUCCUGAGGGUCUUGUACGGUUGACAAAACUCCAACGGUUAUACGCAAGCGAUAAUCGUCUUACAUUUGAAGGCAUUCCAAGUGGCAUAGGAAAACUGGUUCAGCUACUAGUCCUUCACCUAACCAGGAACAAUUUGGAAUUGGUUCCAGAGGGAAUCACCCGCUGUGUUAGACUUCAACGACUUCGACUUAAUCAUAAUCGGCUCAUAACAUUACCAGACGGAAUUCAUCUUCUUCCUGAUCUCAAAGAACUUGAUCUCACUGACAACUGCGAUCUUGUCAUGCCCCCCAAACCAAAUGAAGCUCGUAAGAAGCUCCCAUUCUACAAUAUUGACUUCUCCUUGGAACAUCAGCGUACGCUUGCUGGGCAGAGUCCAAGCUCGUCUAUUUCAUCUUUGCAAAGCACAACGAAAGAAAAAGAUCCCGUAGCUCGUCGUAAGGACUUUAUAAAAAGAAGGAAGCAACAAACGGAUCAGGAAGAUGCUAGUAAAGUGAUAAAGGGUAUGUCGAAAAUUGCUGGCGCUAGCGCCGCUCUGAAAGAACGGGAAGAGGAAGAGCAAAAGCAGGCCGCACGCUCUGCUGUCAAUUGGAAGGCUCACUUGGACAAACAAAGAAAGCAGCUUGAUUAUAGCGACAUUUUCGAUGAUGAUGUGGGCAAAUAUGAGGGCUUAUGGGUUUGGGAGAUUGAAAAUUUUUAUCCAUCCAUCAUUGACGGAGCGUUUCAUGGCCAGUUCUACGAUGCUGAUGCCUACCUGGUACUCAAGACUGCAAAAGAGCUGUCAGGAAGCCUACGGCACGAAAUUUACUAUUGGCUGGGUGAGAAGGCUACACUUGACAAGGGAAUGUGUGCUGCAGUGCACGCAGUCGGCUUGCGUAACCACCUUAAUGCCACUUGCAGAACUAUUCGAGAAGAGAUGAACGACGAGUCUGAAGACUUUCUUGAUCUCUUUGGAGGUGAAGAAAUCGUAUACAUCGAAGGGGCUCGUACUAGCACCGGAUUUUUUACUGUAGAAAAACCACAGCAUAUCACGAGGUUGUACCGAGCUUCUGUAAAUGGUACCGCAGUUGAAAUGGAGCCAGUUCCUGUCGCAGUUGAAUCUCUUGACCCUCGAUUUUGCUUCCUUCUUGAUGCUGGUGAGACAAUUUGGAUCUGGAGUGGGUGGAAAGCUAGGAUAACAGUGGCCAACAAAGCUCGGUUAUUUGCGGAGCGUAUGAAUAAGAGAGACAGAAAGGGUGCUGCUGUUAUCGAGACUUGUCGCGAGCCUAAGGUGCCGCAAGAGUUUUGGAUGGCGUUCUGUGGAUCACCAGAGCGUCCUGAGGAGGCUAUUGUAGAGCAUGUUCCAGAGAACUUUGUCCCUGAAAGGAAACGGUUAUAUAAAGUUAACAUUGGUAUGGGAUUCCUGGAAUUACCGCAAGUUGAACUGCAUAAGGGAGUUGCUAAGCAGGAAAUGCUGAAUACCAAAUGUGUCUAUAUUCUUGAUUGCACGUCUGACAUAUUUCUUUGGACGGGGAAGAAAGCAAACAGACUGUUGAAGAUGGCGGGGCAAAAAAUAGCUACCGAAUUGCAUCAAAUGAUCGAACGGCCGGACUAUACUCAAGUCUCCCGAGAAACUGAAGAUGAAGAGUCCAUGAUGUUUCGGUCAAAAUUUGCUGGUUGGGACGAUAUUAUGCCGGUAGAUUUCACUCGUACUUCUGAAUCUGUCAGCCGUGUCCCAGAUCUGAAGGUAUUGGUUAAACGUGAGAACAUGAUGCGUACCGACCUUACGGCGUUGUUUCUGGAUCGUCAGCCUGCAAUGUCGCAUGAGGAAAGCGAGGAAUUACUGAAGGACUGCAACGAAGAUUUAGAAUUUAUCGAAUCCUUUGUUUUGGAAGGGAAAAAAUUUGUUCGGCUACCAGACGGUGAAUUCGGUACAUUCUACACAAUGGAUUGUUACGUAUUCCUUUGCCGUUACGCUGUCAUUCCAUACGAAUCGGACGGCGAAAGUGAUGCAGAUGAUCAAGAGAACCAACAAGAUUUCAAAUGUGUGCUAUACUUUUGGCAAGGUCGUGAUGCGUCAAAUAUGGGAUGGUUGCACUUUACCUUCCAGCUUCAACCUACCUUUGAAAAGAUUUUCAAAGAUAAAUUAGAGGUGGUUCGAAUGCACCAGCAGCAAGAAAACCAUAAGUUUCUAUCGCAUUUCCAUAGGAAAUUCGUUAUCCGUCGUGGCCGUCGUGGUUUAACGCGAAAUCUGGGUGGAAAGUGGCCCGAGCUGUUUCAGAUGAGGGCGAAUGGGUCCGAUAUUUGCACGAGAACCAUACAGAUAGACUGUCGUGCAACGGAGCUCUGUUCUGGUUUCUGUCACAUUUUGCGGGCUCCAUUUAAGGUUAAACGUGAAGAUGACGAAAAAGGCAUUGUUUACGUAUGGUAUGGAGCUCAAAGUGACUCAAAUGAACAGGAAUUUGCGCGAAAGGUUGCAGAAGAAAUGAUAAAUCGCCAUGAUGAAUCGUUUCCAAUACAAGUGAUCAGAGAGGGUGAAGAACCAGACGAUUUUUGGGAGUACAUAGGAGGAAAGAAAAAUUAUGAGAAGGACUCGUCAUUCUUCCGAUAUACGCGACUUUUCCGUUGCACCAAUGAGAAGGGAUAUUUUGCUGUGUCAGAAAAAACCGUAGAUUUUUGUCAGGAUGAUUUGGACGAUGAUGAUAUUAUGGUAUUGGAUAACGGAGAUCUCGUAUUCCUAUGGUUAGGUAGUCGAGCUAGUGAAGUCGAAGUAAAACUUGCCUAUAAAGCUGCCACGGUGUAUGUGGCACAUCUGAGAAUGCGUCAAACAGAUCGUCCACGCACUUUGAAGUUGGCAAUAAAGGGCAAAGAGUCCAAACGUUUCAGGAAAUGUUUUCACGCCUGGGGACGGCAUAAAGUGCGUUUUUAUUGUGUUAUAAGAAAAUUGAUCCAUUUCAACCUAAACGUCAGAUUUCCAUAUUUAGUCUUAUGA
Messenger RNA from Angiostrongylus costaricensis, 3816 nucleotides. Lineage: Eukaryota; Metazoa; Nematoda; Chromadorea; Rhabditida; Metastrongylidae. The record is from the annotation of a GenBank genome assembly.